AUGAUGUCAGAGUUUACCAUACCCAAAGAGAUCCUGUGGAACCCAAUAAUCUCUGCCGGGAUCAGUCGCUAUCUUUCCAGAAAGGACCGCUUAAACUGUCAGGCCUUAAUACCAACCUGGGAUCUACUUGCCAUCAGAAUUUUUGCACUAUCUCCAUCCUCCUGUAGAAGGCAGACAUUAGUGCUCAGUCUUCUUGAAGAUUCAUCAGAAGGAAUUGAGAUCUUCCCCGUGGAAUUUGCUUCAGAGCGGAGAGAAAAUGUAACUCAACUUCUCUUUCAACUUUCCAGUCCCACUGGUACUGGACUCGCCAAUGUAACUACCUUGGACCUCGUGAAACAACCGAUCACGAUUGAACAGUUGCGUGAACUCCUUAGUAGCUGUCCAAUGCCUCGAUUACGCGUCCUUUCCUUAACUCUUGCUGAAAGGAAUCCCCGGCCACAGGUCAUGAAGUGUCUAAAAUCCAAGCUAAAGCUAGAAGAAGUUGCCAUUCGCUUUAUCGGAAACAUAUUGCCAUACGAAAUGCUUUUGCUGAUGCAGAGCUUCGGCGACGUUCGCAGCAUGCUCUGCGACGACUCCUCUCACCGCCGAUACCGGUUACGACGUUGGCUCAGAAAUUGGGAAAGUUAUCAGUCCUGGAUUCCACCUUGGUCUUUCCUUCAGAUGCACCAUGCAUCUGAACUGCUUGAUCUUUUCCUCUGUGAACGAAAUUUUGUCAUGCAGCUCCAAGAGUUGACCCUACUGACAGAGCCAGGUCACUUUGUGCCAAAAAGGUUCAUGACUAGCUCUGCAAUUUUGCCCCGGAUUGUUAAAUAUCGUGUGCUCAAAAAACCACCACUGGGCACUCCGCAAUUUUGCAGGGUUUGUGUUGAUGCUGAGAAGAGACACUACAUGCCUCGAUUACAUUGUCAAUCUAAUUACAUGACACAGGACGGUGAAGCGGCAGUGAACUUCGUUGCAUGUUCUCUUAUGUCUGUCGAAGAUAACUGCGUCCUUCACCCGCUCAACUUGCUUGAUCUGUUCGUUCACGUAAGCCCUUCCGGUAAACGACCAUCCCUCAUUCUAACGAAUACCUCUUCCUGUUCCACAACUGAGAUCAAUACAAUUAGAUGGCAAGCACCAAUUAGAAGUGCAGUGGAAGACCUAAUUCAGCAGCACUAUUCGGAAAUCAAGAGACUUUUAAUUCGUGUGUGCAUACCUGGAAAUUAUGAGAUUAAAACAAAAUAUGCUCGAGAGCUUCCGCCUCUUGCCAGAGAUCGCAUCCUCCCAAUCAUUGAGAUGUGUGGUUCAUGUAUUUUCUCCUUAGAAGUGUCCGCUGAGAUCAUUUGGGCCUGCUGCAAUGACGUUCAAACCAACACGAAGCUUCUUCGUCUACAGGACAAGUGCUUAAAUGUUCGAAAAGUGAUGGUAAUUGCCAGCGAUUGCUCGGAGUUCGGACAACAACUUCGUCCAUCUGCGAAGGAUAUUUCAUCGUUCUUGAGUUUGUUUCUCGCUUUGAUAGAAGUAAGAAUUAUUUCUUCUGGAAUCUUCCGUGACCAGACUAUUCAUGAGGUUCUAACUAGCUGCAGAUCUCUUCGGCGUCUCUACAUAUUGUCUUAUGGAAACUUGAAAAUUAACUACGCACCGUUACCAAACCAUGGUACUCUCGAGCUCAUUUUCCUGGAAUUAAGUGACGUUUAUGCGAACGCCUGUUGUAACAGACUUUUAAGGGAAACGCUAUCGAACUUGUUGUCCCCCAGAUACAUUCUACUAAAGAUUGGAGAUGGUAAAUAUCCCAGCAUUAAGACUUUGAAUGCAUUUUUUGCAACCAGGAUUAAGUUACGGUGGUUGGUAUUUGUCUUUAAUAAUGACGGAAGGGCUCUCUUGUGUCACACAGACGAAUACAGUAGGACAGGUCUAGAAAUUAUCAAGGUUUCCAUAUUCCACCUCGGAAAUAUGAUUCACACCUACCCAGAACUUUACGAUAUAUUUUGGAGUGAGUUUCAGAAGUUUUCUACACACCCGCUCUACUGA
Molecule: messenger RNA, 2010 nt
Organism: Dibothriocephalus latus
Lineage: Eukaryota; Metazoa; Platyhelminthes; Cestoda; Diphyllobothriidea; Diphyllobothriidae
Source: the annotation of a GenBank genome assembly